This is a messenger RNA of Meloidogyne enterolobii, 2241 nucleotides long. The record is from the annotation of a GenBank genome assembly. Lineage: Eukaryota; Metazoa; Nematoda; Chromadorea; Rhabditida; Meloidogynidae.
UACACAAACGGCCGGUACACAAUGAUCCCCUACCCGUUCCGAAAAGAUUUUGCAGGAUCCCCUAUAAGUUUUGGAAUUUUUAAAAUUAUUUGUAAAAGACAGCCUUUUUUCUUCCUUCUUUAAUCUAUUUUUUUAAUUUUUCAAAUGUAAAUUUGUAUUUUUUCUCCUUUUAUUCGCGCGUUACAAAAAAUGAUUUAUCCAUUCUUCUUUAUUCUUUACCGAAAUUUCCCUCAUUUUUUCACAUUCGAACUUUAAAUUUUUUAUUAAAAGUUUUUUGAAAAAUAAAAUUUUUUUUAGACUUUUUAAGACUUUCCUAAAUUAUUUUUAAAAAUGAAUGAAGAAAAUAAAUUUGUAGACGUUUGUGGCGAUUUUGAUGAAGAAAAUAAAGAAAAUUGUUUUAAUACUAGACAAGCUAAAAUUAAAAUUAAAGAAGAAAAUAUUAGAACAAUUAAAGGAGAUGGAAUUGAAGAAACUUCAUCAACAUCGCAAGUUCGUAGAGGACCCUCCAGGAAAGAAAAAUCUUUGGGGAAAUUAUGUGCUCCCUUUCUUGAACGUGUAUCUUUGGAAGCUGCACAGGGGCGUGAUGUACACUUGGAAAGUGUUGCCAGAAGUAUGAACGUUGAAAAGAGACGAAUCUAUGAUAUUGUAAGGAGAAAACUUCCCUUAAACAGUUGGAUCUCCUUUAAAGAUCCUUGGGGCUGGGAACAUUGCAUUUUGAGGGAGAAUAUUUUUGGAGGGGGUAUUGUUUUAGAUAGCUCCCCCCACCAUUCAGUGGUAAACGUAAUGGAAGCCUUAGAAGUUAUGCAAAAAACAAACAAAUCGUUCUAUAAAUGGCACGGACUUGAUAGAUUGCCUGAAUUAAUGUUUGCAUUGCAAAGGGACGCCCAAAAAGGAGAAUUACCAAUAAAAAUAGCAAAAGUAGAGAAGGCAAUGUGUAGUUUUACAACAAAUUUUAAUCUCAAUUUUAAUGAAGAAAAAAUAAAAUUGAAAGAGGAGAAGCACUCAACAGAAGAAUUGCCGGAAGAGGAGGAGGAAGAUUCUGCUUUUGGACCUUUAACAAGUAGAGAUAGAUGUGGAAAGAAUUCUUUGGCUCAGUUGUGUAGAAGAUUUUUGAUGGUGUUGCUUUGUAAUCCAAAUAGAGCUGUUAGUCUGGAUGUUGUUAGCACAAUGUUAAUCAAAGAUUUGGAUUCUGAAGGUUACGAACCUCCUUCACGUUCAAGAUGUCGACGUCUAUACGACAUUGCGAACGUUCUGGCAAUGAUGAGUUUAGUUGAGAAGAAACAUCAUUUGUUUGGAACAAAGAAGAUUCCACUCUUUGUGUAUUGCGGACCUGAACCUGAUGCAGAACCUACCAACUCAGCAUUGCGCAUGAGUGAAUUCCUUUCUCGAGCUCGUACAAGAAUAGCUGUUGUUUCAAGUGUUUCUUCUUCUUCAAUUCCUUCUUCCACAUCUCAUCCUUCCAUCACUCAUCCACCAAUUCCUUCUCCAGAUGUUGUUGGAACUUCAAAUUCCCCCAAAUAUUUUAAAGAAGAGUUUAAUGAGGAGAAUAAAAAGAACAAAAAAAUAAUAAAAAAGAUGAAAAUUGAACAAGAAAGCAACAACAACAACAACACUUGUUCAAUCCCAACACUAACAUCUCCUUCAAGUGAAGACAUUGGAAUUAAAAAUUCCGUAAAACGUCGCAAAAUGAAUCGAGUAACUUGUCAACAACAGGAAGAGGAACACAGCGAAAACGAUGAAAAUUUUGUUUUGCCAAAACCGCGUCCUUUACGUCCACAACAAUUAAAUAAUGUUUAUUCUCUUCCUCAACCACAACAACAAAUAUUUUUGUUGCCUUCAAGUUUUCCUUCUUCUUCCUCUCAACAAACAUUUUAUUGUUGGCCAAUACAACAACAACAACCUCACCAAACAUUACAAAAUCAAACCCAUAUAUUUACAACACCAACAGAAUUAUUUUUAAACAAUAAUUCUCCCUCUCCUUUAAAUUACUCAUUAAUACCACUACAACAACAACAGCAAACACAACAACAAACACAAAAACAUUCGCAAAACAUUAACAAAUCUCCACCCAAAAAUCCAAUAAAUGUGCGACAUUCUGUUCAGUCAAUUUUGGGUUAUACUAUUCAAAAUCUGAACGGAAAUAAUUCUGGUCAACAACAACAACAAAUAGCCCCUCUUUCCUCAUCCAUAUCCUCAUCCCCUAGAGCAUUUAGACCUUUACACAACAAAAACAACAAGUAA